CUAAUAGUCGAAGCUUUACGAAGUGGAAACGAACAGAGUGCACGUGUUUUCUCGAAAAGUGACAGUGUUUCGUUAAUUUUACCUAAUAAAAGGUGUUUUAACAAUUUAAAAAAAUUAUGAAAGUCAAAAAAAUUCGACCUGAAUCCAAAUCGAGUCUUAAGACUGCGGUGAAAAAUGUGCAAAGCAUUUUAAAGAAAAAGAAGAAAAGUAAAAAAUUAACGGAAAAUGAGGAUACCCUUGAAACACCUAAAAGAAAAAUAAUUGACUCCACAGAAAAUUUGCCAGAAGUAGAACUACAAUACAAUUCUAAAGCAGGUGUUAUUUAUAUAGGACAAAUUCCCCAUGGAUUUUACGAGGAUGAAAUGAAAGAUUUCUUUUCACAAUUUGGAAAAGUUCAUCGAGUACGACUAGUUCGAUCAAAGAAGACAGGAAAAAGUCGAGGAUAUGGCUAUGUUGAAUUUCAAACUCCAGAAGUCGCAAAAAUAGCAGCAGAAACAAUGAAUAAUUAUGUAAUGUGCGGUAGAUUAUUGAGAGUGACUUAUAUUCCUCCUGAGAAACAACAUUUUGGCUUCUUUUUCGGAAAAAAAAUUACACCAAAUUCAUAUCCUCGAUUGGAGAAUAGGAACAAAAUAAUAAAAUCGAAUCACGCGCCAAUUACAGAAACGAAACAUAAAAAAUGUGUAAAAACGUCACUUAAAAGACUAUCUACAUUAGAAAAGAAACUCAAAAUGAAAGGUAUUAAUUUCUCAUUCAAAGCGAUUGAUCUUCAAAAAAAUAAAUAGGUAUUAUUUAAUUUUCCUGUAAAUAUAAUUUCAAGUUAACAAUUUUUUCUAACACAAAUCAAUGAUUAUUUCUUUAAAAAAAAGAAAAAAAAAUCAAGAAAAUAUGCGAAUAUUUUAUAAAUGUAAACUUUUUGUUCUAAAAUUAAUGUGCAUAAGGAUAAAUGACAUUAAACAUGUAAAUCAUA
Molecule: messenger RNA, 967 nt
Organism: Leptopilina boulardi
Lineage: Eukaryota; Metazoa; Arthropoda; Insecta; Hymenoptera; Figitidae
Product: MKI67 FHA domain-interacting nucleolar phosphoprotein-like
Exons: 4
Coding region: 117-782 (221 amino acids)
Biological process (GO): maturation of LSU-rRNA from tricistronic rRNA transcript (SSU-rRNA, 5.8S rRNA, LSU-rRNA)
Cellular component (GO): nucleolus
Molecular function (GO): RNA binding
Source: RefSeq, a predicted model, not a curated record